Messenger RNA from Sus scrofa (pig), 3339 nucleotides. The record is from RefSeq and is a predicted model, not a curated record. NCBI's taxonomy places the organism in Eukaryota, Metazoa, Chordata, Mammalia, Artiodactyla, Suidae.
UGUCCCAGCUGCUGGUUUCCCUGGUAACUGAUGAUCCCACCUGACAUCAGCGUCAGCUCUCCUAUAGAUGGUAGCCUCCUCCAGUAGCAGUGAAGGUUGUUGCCACGUCCUGCGGUCCUGCUCGCCACUGCCAGUUGCCACGUACGAUGGAGAGUUGCUCCAGGACUCUGUUUUAGACUUAUGUCACAAGACAGAAAAACUCUAUUUUUAUUUGAACCGUGGGCACUAUAAUUUCCCUUGGAAGAACAGUCUUGACUGCAACAACACAGAAGACUAUGGGAGAAACUGCUUCCUUGGGAGGUGCAUGGUGAGUGGACUCAAGCCUCUGCUCUGUAACCCUCUUCCCAGUCCCCGUGUCACCAGCUACCCACCCAUCUUGGGUCUAGAACUGAAGGACCAUUAAGAUCCAUAGAGGCAAAGACCGCAGACUCACUCUUAGUCCUCUCCAAGGGAUAUGGAAAAGCGUCUUACAGUUGCCCCCAUUCUCCUCCCACCCAACCAGCAUCUCCGUUUAAAGAGGGCUUUUCAGUAGUACCCCCAAAGACAAAAAGGAAAAGGCAAUUCGCUCCUACUUGGGUGGUGCGGCCCGGGGAGGGGCCAGGAGCGGGAACGUGCCCUGCGCUGCCCAGUCUUUGUCUGCUGCCUCCGGAUGCACAGCGAUGGGGGAAUGGACCAUCUUGGAGAGGCUGCUGGAAGCCGCGGUGCAGCAGCACUCCACUAUGAUCGGGAGGAUCCUGUUGACUGUGGUGGUGAUCUUCCGGAUCCUCAUUGUGGCCAUUGUGGGGGAGACGGUGUACGAUGAUGAGCAGACCAUGUUUGUGUGCAACACCCUGCAGCCCGGCUGUAACCAGGCCUGCUAUGACCGCGCCUUUCCCAUCUCCCACAUACGUUACUGGGUCUUCCAGAUCAUAAUGGUGUGUACCCCCAGUCUCUGCUUCAUCACUUACUCUGUGCACCAGUCUGCCAAGCAGCGAGAACGCCGCUACUCUACUGUCUUCCUGGCCCUGGACAGAGACCCCCCUGAAUCCAUGGGGGGUCCUGGAGGAACUGGGGGUGGGGGCAGUGGUGGUGGCAAACGAGAAGAUAAGAAGUUGCAAAAUGCUAUUGUCAAUGGGGUGCUGCAGAACACAGAGAACACCAGCAAGGAGACGGAGCCAGAUUGUUUAGAGGUUAAGGAGCUGACCCCACACCCAUCAGGGCUGCGCACUGCAGCUCGAUCCAAGCUCCGAAGGCAGGAAGGCAUCUCCCGCUUCUACAUUAUCCAAGUGGUAUUCCGAAAUGCCCUGGAGAUUGGGUUUCUGGUGGGCCAAUACUUUCUCUAUGGCUUCAGUGUUCCAGGGUUGUAUGAGUGUGACCGCUACCCCUGCAUCAAGGAGGUGGAAUGUUAUGUGUCCCGGCCUACCGAGAAGACUGUCUUUCUAGUGUUUAUGUUUGCUGUGAGCGGCAUCUGUGUUGUACUCAACCUGGCUGAACUCAACCACCUGGGAUGGCGCAAGAUAAAGCUGGCCGUGAGAGGGGCCCAGGCCAAGAGGAAGUCAGUCUAUGAGAUCCGCAAUAAGGACCUGCCCCGGGUCAGUGUUCCCAAUUUUGGCAGGACUCAGUCCAGUGACUCUGCCUAUGUGUGAAGGGGCAAGUUUAGGGAAGGCCUGGGGGAUGACAAGCAGCCCCAAGGCAGAUGAUUGCUUGGGAGUGUCUCUAUCUGCUCUUAUUUAUGUGACAGUCAUCACUGAGAUGUAGAGUGUGGUUGGUUAAGAGAAGAUCUUGCAUCAGUGGGAGAGGAGAGAAAGUAGAACCAUUACCACAUCAUGUCGCUGGUUCCAGAGACAGUUGGGUAGAGUGAUGUGAUGGAUGCAUUGGACUUCAUUGGGACCUUUUCUUUUGUGGUUCAGUUUGAUCCUGAUCAUAGUGGACUUGCACAGCUACCAAGUAGACUUAGCUCUGCUAAGCUCUGUAUUCUGGUGAAUGGCAUGAGUCAAAUAUUUCAUUGGUACAAAAUUUACGACCUUUCUCAACACAUCCCAUCAUCCUGGGCUGCAGGACAAACAUUCCUGAGGCAUCCUUCAAGGACCUCCCUCAUCAGCAUGUCCCUCUCCCUCAACCCAAGAUAGCAUGCCAGCUUUUUUCUCAAUCUGGCCUUAUGGUAGACCUAAUAUGGUUUAUCUGAAAGCAAGAGGGUUCCAUGGGGUGCUUUUCGAAGAAUGGCCAGGGCAGAAGUUUGCAUCAUAGCCCCAUCUGACCGGCCCUUAUUCAUUAUGAAAACCUUCGGAAUGUCUCAAUAUUUCCAGUUUUUUAACUCAAACUGCACUGGUGCUGUUUAUUAGGGGCAGGGGAUGGGUGGGUGGGAGGGAAUUGCAAUAUGCAACUACAACACUCCUGUGGGUUGGUUGUUGCACUGUUAGGCAUGUGGUUAUGAGCUUUGGGAUAUUUCUGCCUUGCAGCUUGUGGACUUUGGACAGCAUUAAAAAUAUUUUUGUUGUUGUUAAUAUCAAGGGUGUCUACCCGAGCCACAGAAUUUCUAACUGGUGUAUUUCACUUGUUUUCUUGUAUGGUUUUGUUGCACAACACAGCUGCACUUCAUUUUGCCAUGGUUUGAAUUUACCUGUGUGCUCACACCAGAGACCUUAAUCAGCCCAUGUCAAUCCUGAUUUAUUAUUUUAUCAGUUAUUUUUGAAACACACAUAAUCACCGGCUAAGAAAUCUGAAAAUAAACACUAUUGGCUAACAUGUGUUUACGGAUGCUUAUUUGAGACAUAUACCAAAGGUUCAAAAACCUAUUGCUUUGGACUGUGAAUAUAUUUCCUUCUCUUUGCUCUUAUUUAUUUAAGUGCCAUACUGUACCUUUCAUAUCCACUGUGUAUUUAGUUAAAGCAUUGGCCAAGAGUAGUAUUUGGAUAAUGUGCUUUUAUGAAGCUUUCUGUUUCCUUUGCAUCAUCAUUAUGAUUUUUUUUUUGGUUUAGAUAUGGAUAUGGUGUAAUACAAACCUAAAGAUUUGUUUAAAAUAAAGUUCUUGCCUUUUUUUUAAUGGGGAGAGUCUGCAAUUUUCUAUUUUUUAUUGGGGUUCUGUUUAUUUAAAUAUAUGUUUAAAAUGUUUUGUUAUAUAUUCAAAAAACCAGAACUUUGGGGCAGGAAGUUAGGGAUGGAUGAAUAUUAUUUGAGGGAUGACUGAUAAAAUCCAGCCACCAGCAGAUAAGAAGAGGCUGGUACAUUUUGUGAAUGUUUUGAAGAGUGUGAAGAGGUAUUCAAAUAGUAGUAUUUACUAACUCAUUUUCAUUUUAGCACAAGAUUUCUCUGCCUGUCUAAGGAUGUUUCUUACAAUAAAAUGUCAAUGCUGUAACAUAA